AGACCGCACGCAGUACCCAGGAACCCUCGGGGCAGAAUCGUCACCGGCGUCCUUCGGAGCGGAAGGAAUAUGGCGUCCGCUACUCGCAUUAUCCAAAAGCUUCGGAACUGGGCGUCUGGGCAAGACCUGCAGGCGAAGCUGCAGCUGCGCUACCAGGAGAUCGCCAAGCGAACCCAGCCACCUCCGAAGCUCCCUGUGGGCCCUAGUCACAAGCUGUCCAACAAUUACUACUGUACUCGUGAUGGCCGCCGGGGAGUUGUGCCUCCCUCAAUCAUCAUGUCCUCACAAAAGGCCCUGGUGUCGGGCAAGACAGCUGAGAGUUCUGCUGUGGCAGCCACUAAGAGGGCAGUGACACCUGCUCCUCCCAUGAAGAGGUGGGAGCUGUCAAGGGACCAGCCAUACCUGUGACCCUGAGUUGGCUACCUUGCUAUGUUUCCAGGGCCACAUGACUGCUUUUCCUCCUUGGAUUCCUUCUGGGGAGAGUGUGACCUAAUUUAUAACAAAUACAUAAAGUACCACAUUAUUUCCAAUCUGUCUUUUCUUGGUAUUUAUUGACUGGAUUUGAUCUGUUAUUACUGUAUGUGUUGGGGGUGUGAGUACAUGCUGCAGCAUGUGUGGAUGUGAGAAGAUAACUUUGGGAAUUGGUUUUCCCCUUCCACUUGUUGAGGCAGGGUCUUUUGUUUUUGGUAUCCUGUGUACUCCAGGUUAGUUGGCCCAAGAAUGUCUGCAUGAGGCUGCUGUCUUUGCCUCCCAGCCUGCUGUAGGAUUAGAUUUGAGCCACUGUGUGUCAUUUUGGGCUCUGAGGAUGGAACUUAGGUCUCAGCCUUUUAAGGCUAGCACUUUUACAUGUGAGCCAUCUUGUCAACCCACUUUUUUUUUUUAAUGGGGUUUUGCUGGGUAUUGUUGGUAUAUGCCUAUAAUCUCUGUAUUAAUAAGUUAGUAGGUGAAUAUCAUUUUUGUCCUGUGGAAUGACUCUGUAGCCCUUAGGUAGGUCAUUGGAUUCUGAAGAUAGAACUGUGGAAAACAAAUAAAAUACUAAAUUGAG
Rattus rattus (black rat) is the source of this 1045-nucleotide messenger RNA. RefSeq names its product NADH:ubiquinone oxidoreductase subunit A7 (gene Ndufa7). Lineage: Eukaryota; Metazoa; Chordata; Mammalia; Rodentia; Muridae. The record is from RefSeq and is a predicted model, not a curated record. The transcript is spliced from 4 exons. Gene Ontology annotation, biological process: mitochondrial electron transport, NADH to ubiquinone; ATP synthesis coupled electron transport. Bases 70 to 408 code for a protein of 112 amino acids. Gene Ontology annotation, cellular component: mitochondrial inner membrane.